This is a messenger RNA of Coniosporium apollinis CBS 100218, 3015 nucleotides long. RefSeq lists its product as uncharacterized. Gene Ontology annotation, molecular function: beta-glucosidase activity. The record is from RefSeq and is a predicted model, not a curated record. Gene Ontology annotation, biological process: glucan catabolic process. The transcript has a single exon. NCBI's taxonomy places the organism in Eukaryota, Fungi, Ascomycota, Dothideomycetes. The coding region runs from base 1 to 3015 and encodes 1004 amino acids.
AUGCCGCCCGAGAGCUACGAGCUCCGGGGCAAGUACUCCAAACUCGACCGCCCCUCCGACUCUCCCCCCUCCCGCGCCUCCCUCGAUGCCUCCUUCUCCUCCUCCGAGGAAGACCUCUCCGAAUUCGACCCCCUAAACUACGACAGCGGGACCCUCAAGCGCAAGAAACCAAAACGACCGCACGGCGAAUCUCCCAAAGCAAAUCAUGCCUCCUCCGCACAAACACGCCGCUCAGCCCUCCGCCGCUACCUCGUCCCCACCCGCCUCUGCUGUUACCUCCUCCUCCUCUUCGUCGCCGCCGUCGUGCUCCUCCUCUCCGUCGGCGGCAUCUGGGCGUAUCGCAUCGCGCCUAGGGACGGGGACUCGCCCUCCACUUACCCUUCCCCUCCGGGGGGCACCGACGCCGCCUGGGAGGCCGCGUACGCCAAAGCCGCGGCGCUGGUACGCCAGAUGACGCUCCCGGAGAAGGUAAACAUCACGACCGGCACGGGCUGGACGAUGGGGAUGUGUGUCGGGAACACGGGACCGGUGGCACGGCUCGGGUUUCCGAGUCUGUGCCUGCAGGAUGGCCCGCUGGGAUUGAGGUUCGCGGAUAACGCGACUGCGUGGCCCGCGGGUAUUACCGUCGGCGCGAGCUGGAACAAGGAGCUCAUGUAUCUUCGCGGCAAGUCGCAUGGGCGGGAAGCGCGGAUGAAGGGCAUCAACGUCAUUCUCGGGCCGUCGAUGGGGCCGUUGGGGCGGUCGCCAUAUGGAGGCCGCAACUGGGAGGGCUUCGGCGCCGAUCCCGUUCUCCAGGGCGUUGGGGCCGCGCAGACGAUCCGGGGGAUCCAAGAGGAAGGCGUCAUGGCGACGGCAAAGCACUGGGUCGGCAACGAGCAGGAGCAUUUCCGGCAGGCGUUUGAGUGGGGGACGCCGAAUGCGAUAUCGAGCAACAUCGGGGACAGGGCGUUACAUGAGCUUUACGCGUGGCCGUUUGCGGAGGCCGUCAGAGCAGGCGUCGCGAGCGUGAUGUGCGCGUAUAAUCAGGUGAAUAAUAGCUAUGCGUGCCAGAAUAGCAAGCUGUUGAAUGGCGUGCUGAAGGAUGAGCUGGGGUUUCAGGGAUUUGUGCAGAGCGAUUGGCUUGCGCAACGGAGUGGGGUCGCGAGUGCGCUCGCGGGACUUGACAUGAGUAUGCCGGGGGAUGGGCUCAGGUGGAUGGAUGGGAAGAGUCUUUGGGGUGGGGAGCUGACGAGGGCGGUGCUGAAUGGGAGUGUGCCGGUGGAGCGCAUCAACGAUAUGGCGACGAGGAUUGUGGCCGCAUGGUAUCAGCUGGGACAGGAUGAUAGGGAGAAAUGGCCUCUGCCGCCGCCUGAAGGAGAUGGGGGGCCGAACUUCUCGAGCUGGACGAACGAGGAGGUUGGAUUGCUCCAUCCGGGCAGCGACGACAAGACGACGGGCGUGGUGAACAAGUUCGUGAACGUGCAGGGCAAAGGAGAAGAGGCUCAUGGGAAGCUGGCACGCAAGAUCGCUGCAGAAGGCAUUGUGCUGGUCAAAAACGAGGAUAAUACCCUCCCCCUUUCCCGCAACGGCUGGAAGAACGACACCGAGAGACCAGAUAACAGCAAGAAAUACCGCAUCGCCAUCUUCGGCGAAGACGCGCGCGUCAACCAGAACGGCCCCAACCACUGCGCCGACAAGGGCUGCAACGUCGGCACGCUCACCAUGGGCUGGGGCUCCGGCGCCGUCGAGCUGCCCUACCUGAUCUCGCCGGUCGACGCUCUGCAACGCGAGUUCAAUAGCUCCUCCGUCGAGCUCACCAUCUCCGCCACGCAGAAGAUCACGCCCUCGCACGAGGCCGAGCUCCUGCACGACCAAGACCUCUGCCUCGUCUUCCUGAACGCCGACUCGGGCGAGGGCUUCAUCAACGCAGACGGCAUCCGCGGCGACCGCAACGACCUGUACACCGCAAAGGGCGGCGACGACCUCGCUAUCCAAGUCGGGACCUCCUGCGGCGGCGGCACCGGGCGCACCAUCAUCGUGAUCCACGCCGUCGGCCCCGUGAUCCUCGAGAACUACAUCGACCUGCCGACCGUCAGCGCCGUGCUCCUCGCGCACCUCCCCGGGCAGGAAUCCGGCAACGCCCUCUCCGACGUCCUCUUCGGCGACGUCGACGCCAGCGGCCGCCUCCCCUACACCAUCGCCAAGAAACCCGAGGACUACGGCCCCGCGGCGAAGAUACUGUACUACCCGAACGGGGUCGUCCCGCAGCAGAACUUCAGCGAGGGGCUCUACAUCGACUACCGCCACUUCGACAAGCAGGACAUCGGGCCGCGGUACCCCUUCGGCCACGGGCUGAGCUACACGCGCUUCCAUCUCAGCAGCCUGGUUUUGCAGACCAAGUCGCUUGUGCGGACGCCGCUGCCGAAGCCAAGGCCGGACGCUGACGCACUUCCGAAGCCGCCGGGGUAUGAUACCACGGUCCCGGAUCCCGCGACCGCGUUGUUUCCGGACGGUUUUAGGAGGCUGAAGAAGUAUAUUUACCCCUAUCUCACAUCUCUGUCCUCGAUAAAGAAGGGCAGCUAUCCCUAUCCCCCAGGCUACACCACCGUCCAGGACCCGGCCGCGCGUUCACCAGCUGGCGCCGGGCCGGGCGGGAAUCCCGACCUCUACGCCACGAUAGCGACCGUAAGAUGCCAGCUUACGAACCUGGGCGUCCGCCCGGGGGCUGCGGUCGUGCAGCUCUAUGUCUCGUAUCCUGCCAACUACACCAACUCGGACACGGGCGAGGCGGUUGACUUCCCGGUCCGUGUGCUGAGGGGGUUCGAGAAGGUGGAGGUAAAGCCGGGAGGCGGGGAUGGGGUGGAUAAAGUUAGUGGCAAGGGGGGAAGGGAGAGGAAGAGCGUGGAGUUUAAACUCACGAGGAAGGAUCUGAGUUAUUGGGAUGUGGGGCGGCAGAAUUGGGUCUUGCCGGAAGGGGAGUUUGAGGUCGCGGUGGGAUGGAGUAGUCGGGAUUUGGUACUUUUUGGGAAGAUAUAG